CAGACUUCCAGCUGUUCCAAAAACAGUGUUCCAAACCACUCCAUACUACAAAUCUUCGGUGCAUUUUUCCACUGAUUUGUUCUAUUGAAGGAUACUUAAAAUUUUGGGCAAAGCAGAAAAUAAAAUUUCGGAAUGUCGAACGAAACGGAUGGCCAAUCGUCAAAACGUAUAAAACUUGAGGAUGGUUCUUCAAUGCCAGUAACAAAUCCAGAGAAUCCACAUUAUUCGCCGCCAUCGAAAGUUGUCCAUGUUCGCGGAGUAGCCGAGGGUGCAAGAGAUAUGGAUAUCGUUCAAUCUCUUAAAGAAUUUGGUAGAAUAACUUGUAUAAAGCUGAUUCAAAAAAAGAGGCAAGCACUGGUUGAAUUUGAUGACAUUGAAAGUGCUAAAAAUCUGGUAGAACAUUCACAGACAGAAAAAGUGAGUAUUUGUGGAAGGUUUGCUUUUUUCAAUUUCUCAAAGAGCCAGGAAAUUACCAGGCAUGGGAAUGAACCAAAUUAUGAUGAAAUGUUAAAUUCUGCUGGCAAUAUUCUACUUCUGACUAUUCUCAAUGCUCAAUAUGGAGUCACAACUAGCAACUUACAUGAAGUGUUUCAGGGAUACGGUUUCAUUCAAAGGAUUGUAAUAUUUCAAAAAUAUGGUCAGUUACAGGCUAUGGUUGAAUUUGAUAACCCAACAUCUGCACAACAAGCAAAAGAUGCUCUGGAUGGUUGGGAUCUUUAUGAGGGAUUUAACACUCUGAAAAUUGAAUAUUCAAAUGUACCUAAAUUGAAUGUUUUCAAGAAUGAUCAUGAAACAUGGGAUUACACACGGCCAGCAAUGGACCAAAUGCGAGGCCCAACAGGCCGUGGACGCGGCCUUCUUAGCCGUCCCUCUUACAACCCACCAGGUAUGAAUCCUGGUCCUCGAGGUCCUGGAAUGAUCUCAAGUCCUCGUCCAGGUUUUGGCCAAAGAUCAGAUUUCAUGCAUGGACCACGCGGUCCGAUGGGUUCAGGGCCCGGGCCUACCGUCCUUAUGGCGUAUGGCUUCGAUCCUGACAAGUUAUCGUGUGAAGGAAUCUUCAAUUUGUUGUGUCCUUUUGGUAAUGUAAUGAAGGUAAAGUUGAUGUCAAGUAAACCAGGUUGUGCUAUGGUGGAAAUGGGUGACCAUUCAUCGUGUAACAACAUCAUCGAAAAUUUAACUGGUUGUAAAGUGCUUGAUAGCGAACUGAAAUUCAGUUUUUCAAAACAAACAAGCUUGACUUGUCCAGCAAAUUAUAACCCAAGUGUGGAGACCAGUUUUAAAGAUUUCUACGACUCAAAACUACACAGAUUCACAACAGCCGAAGCAAUCAGUAAGAACAGAGUUUUUACCCCAACAAGAGUUCUUCAUUUCUACAACGCUCCCCCUGAUAGCACCGAGGGAUCCCUUCUCGAGAUUUUCACAGACAAUGAUGUGACGGCGCCGUCAAAAAUCAAGAUUUUCCCUAAUGGCGCAAUUGACCGUAUCGAAAAAGAUGGCGGCAUGUAUGUUUUACCAUAA
This is a messenger RNA of Dendronephthya gigantea, 1518 nucleotides long. RefSeq names its product heterogeneous nuclear ribonucleoprotein L-like. NCBI's taxonomy places the organism in Eukaryota, Metazoa, Cnidaria, Anthozoa, Malacalcyonacea, Nephtheidae. Gene Ontology annotation, cellular component: nucleus. The coding region runs from base 133 to 1518 and encodes 461 amino acids. Gene Ontology annotation, molecular function: mRNA binding. The transcript has 14 exons. Gene Ontology annotation, biological process: mRNA processing; regulation of RNA splicing. The record is from RefSeq and is a predicted model, not a curated record.